UUCAGAAACCCGGAUGUCUCUUCGGACAAGUCCGAGUUGUUAUCUCUGGGCUAGUUACUGCUGGGGAUGGGUUUUCUUCCGCAGUGCACCCGAUGGAGUGAAGUUUUACAGAUUUUUUUUUUUUUCUUCCUAUCGUUGCAGCUGCUAAUUUAUCACUUUGGCGGUUUUUACAGGUAUCGGGGCUUGGGGAAAGGCUGAAUGUUUUUCAUCAGUUUGUUUCCCCCCGUGAAGGAAAACGUAGCUUGGUUACCCCUCAGUCUUUGAGGGAGCUGGUUAUCCGGGUGACGGAUCUCGUUGCUUUCCCCUGGUUGUGUUUUGCUUUGACAGAAGAAGUCUUAAACUCCCUGAUGAUGUUUCCUCAGUGAGUUACUGAGUAAUAGCUGCUAAACGCCUUUGAAAAUUUGUGCUUGUUUUGUUGCUCUUUGAAGUAAGCUUGUGAGUAAGUAUUAGAUUGCUUGGUACCUACAAGUUUAUUUUUUAUUUUCGUUAACCCCCAAGUCAAAACGACUUCAGCAGUCCUUCUCAGACGUAUGAUUUUAAAGCUGUGUUUAAAGUGCGCUGAAGUCCAUUGUGUUCACAUACGGCCCUCGGUAAACGUUGCUCAGGUUCGUUAUUAAUCCACACCUUAACGUUCAUCUUGUGCAUAGGUGAACAAAAUAAAGCACUGUCAAAUAAAGGAGUUGUAUUUCCCAGGGUCUGGGUUCAGCUGCUUCUGUUAGAAGCAACAAAGUAGUAGAAGGACACUAGAGUGGUGGAGGGGGGGGAGAGGUCUUUACCCUGUUUGCUUUGUGCACUUCAUGUCACGGUUAACUUCUGUGGUUUCCUCUACCAGCUGGUAGUUAGACCUUAAAAACAGGAGAAACUUUCAGAUCGUAAGGAGCGGGGGAAAGAAUAUUUAGGCCAGAGCCACAAAAACGCAGUUGUGCUUGCAUCGAAUCCUUUUAAUUUUGCUUUGACUGUGUCCUGUAACUCCAUCUUCUUUAUUGUUUCUUGUCCCCUCUCUCCCCUGCAAGAUGGAAUGUAUUGACAGUUUUUUUGAGGGGAGGGAAGUCUAUUUUAUUUGCUACACAGAACAUUAAUCUCAUGUUAGGGGCUUUCAAUGAAGAGUCAAUUUAGAGGAAAAAGAAAAGAAAUUGGAACUGAAAGUUAACUAGUGUAAAUCGCUAGAGUAGGGAAAAAUCAGUGUUUACUUAAUUAUUUUGUAAGGGUGUGUGUUAAAUGUCUCACCACAAUCCUUUUAUUUGUGUUCAGGAAACGGGUAGUUAGGGUAAUGAUAAAGAAUAUGUAUUUAUUCACUAGUAUUACUUUUUGGCUCUUUGGAAAUUAGAAUGCAUAUGCAGUUUAAAGCUGCCUGAUGGUUCUCUACGCAUUCUUCAUUGGUCAGCUCAACCACAAGAUGAAAAGUAGUACUUACAACCAGAAAAUCAGAGACGGCUUCAUUUCAUAACACUUAUUGGAAUCUGUAAUCUGUGGUGUGGGUUAUUUCUUUGUAAAUCUUCUUCCUGUGUUUGUAUCAGAGAGCUUGCCUCUGUGUUUUUUUUUUCAAAUUUCUUGUUUAAAAAGCCAGUAAAAACACUAGUUAUCUUCAUUUUAAUCUAUCAUAGUAACAAAAGUUUCUAUUGUUAGUUGUCAUUAAUGUCACUUAUGCAAACCUUGGUAGCGGUUGAUGUGUAGAAACGUUUUCAAGGUAUUUUUGUACUCUUCCAGGAUAAACCUGGUAACGAACAAAGGAUGUUUUUGCCGUGUUCUUAAUGCUGUCGUCUGACGUCAGCACCUUGCUAAUUAUGUUUCCUGACUGUGCUCAGUUGGUGCUUUUCUCAUGUGUUUCUUAGUUUAGUUUCCAUCUGUAAGCAUAUCGUGCAUAAUUAAAUCAGCUUCCUUUUAUACCAUCUAAUUUGUAGCAUAAUAGUUGCACAUCUGAGCCAUUUAAAGAUUCAUAUAUGUAUUUUUUAUAAGGUUUCAACCUAAUCUUAUUUGUUCUUUUUCAGUUGGCUUUGAUUACGUUCAGUCACUGUGUAUCCUAAUACCAUUAGUUUAGAAUUAUAAAAGUCAGAUUUUUUUUGGUGUUUUACGUCCAGUUUGUUUAAAGUAUUGUGCAUCUUUAUGAAGAUUUUAAUAGUUUUGUAAUUUUUUUUUUCUUGCAGUGAAACUGUGCAUUUCGGAGGAUGGUAGUUCCUGGAAGUGCCCCAGUCAUACAGCGGGAUCAUGCCCUGGAGCCUGACUUAGGGCAAGACUGCACAGAGAAUUCUGCAAUGGGUCCCGAUACAGAGCCACCAUCCGAUGAGGUUGGCCCAGAACUGGAGGAGGUGAGAAAGCUGCAGGAGCUUGUGAGGAGACUUGAGAUCCAGAAUCAGCACCUAAGAACCAGGAGCCGCAGAAGUAUGCUUGGGACAAAUAUGCCGAGUGAGAUCCAUGCUGGUGUGGAUAACCAUGACUCUGGUCUGAAUGGAAUGGAAAUUCAUAACAGCAUCAAUGCUAUAACUGAGAAGCAAGAAUUGCAAAUAAUGGCAGAUCUGCAGAACAAGCUAAGCAAAAUAAGAAAGGAGGAGGGAGAGAACAAUUGCUUAAAAAAAGACAUAGAUGCCCAACUGAAAUAUAGCUGCAACAGUGCUAUUGAGCAACUCUCUUCUAACACGUAUAAAGCAGAAAUGAAGACUGCUGAUAAUGCUAGGUGUUCUUUACACAUGGAUACAAGUAAUAGCACAGAGCUUACGGGAAAUUUGGUCAUCGCAGAUCUUGAUUCCUCAGUUAAAAUAAAUGAACAAAAUCCCAAUGGAAAAUGUGGAGAUCUAGAAGACUUUUUGAAUAACACAGCUCUGGAUGAAGUGAAAGUGCUAGAACUUGAAAACUGCAAUGAAGAAGAAGAUAGCUGGCUGUACGUCUCCCCGAGAAAAUCAGCUGGAGAUCAGAAAACGGGCUCACCUUUAAAAUGGUGCCGGCAGGUUUUGGACAAUCCCAGUCCUGAGACAGAAGCAGCCUGCCGAACUCUUAUAAACAGACUUGACCAAGCCAGUAGAUGGAAAAACCUGUAUUGCAGUCCACUGGCAUCACCAAGUGCACAUAAUUUGAAUACAGAGACAGGCUCCUGUAGCAAUGCACUAAACUCUCCUGGGCAUCUCAAAUCGACUAACAAAGCACUACUAACCUGUGGCAGCUCAGGUUACUUGAGCAUGCAUUCUGCACUGAGCUCUCAGUCAUCUGUGGACAGUGAGCUGAGUACAUCUGAUGACUCCAUCUCGAUGGGAUAUAAGCUGCAGGACUUGACUGAUGUCCAGGUUAUGGCACGCCUUCAGGAAGAAAGUCUCCGUCAGGACUGUGCCUCUAGCUCUGCUUCUGUAUCACGUCGCAGCUCCAGUGCCUCCCUUCACUCUCUGCGAAGAGGUACCUACAGUGACCAGGAGUUCGAUACAUACAGCCUUGAGGAUGAGGAUGAUUAUGAUUGUUCCCUGUCAUACCGUAGCGCUCACAGAUAUUCACCGUCUCCACUCAGUUCACCCCGAUGUCAGUCCCCUUCUUCUGGUGCAGAUUACAGUAGGGCAUCUACCUCUCGUAUCCGUCCCCCAAGGAGAUCUGUGCAAAGUCCGAUGCAAGACCGGCUGAAGUACGCAAACAAUGAAGAGGAGAUGCGCCACAGUAUGCCCAACCUGGCUAGGACAAGCCUUCGAGCUUUGGAGUCUGUAAGGAGCAGUCGGAGCUUGGAAUCAGAUCUGCAGGUGCCAAGCAGUCGACUUUCAAGGAUUCAGCAACCAUCAACAAGUCUGGCUCCCAGUAAGCUCAGGUAUUCCUCCAGUGCUGGGCAGUCUCCUUUAACAGUACGACAAUCAAUGAAAGCAGGGUCAUGCACAAACUCUCUGUUAACACCUAGGCAGCCAGUAAAAGCCUGCAGUUACGCAAGUCCUGUCAGUGGAGUUCGAAAGCCUCAGCCUUCUUCACUUACUACGGGCUCUUCCAGUGGCAGUUCUACUACUAGAAGCAGCAAUAUGGUCACUGUAGCUAAAAAUUCACCUGUUAAAGCGCGAACAUCUGUUGGAGGAACUUCGGUGCCCAAGAGUAAAUUGACACCACCAUCCAAGAGAUUUCUUCAAUCAGCAAAGACCAGUCAGACAACUGCUGAUGAUUCCUGGAAGGAUGGGUGUUACUGAUACAACCCAAAGAGCUGAUGCACUGCCAAACACCUGUGUGAAGCAGAACCCCAGCUGGCUGGGCAUGAGAACAUUAUUUUAAAACAAUACUCUUCUCACCAGACCCAUCACAUUGGGGACUGACUUGUAUAGUUCUUUGCCUCUUCAAUGCAAACUUAUUUUUGUCAAGAGCUUAGCCUCUUUAAUUGGUGGAACAGACUACUCUCUAUUUCUACUGUUCAAAACAAGACUGAAAUAUGAGUGUCUUCACACGAAGACUGAAACUAGCCUUAUUUCUUAUAAGUCUCUGUUUGCAGCCCUUUGGAAGGCCUCUCGGCAGAAACCCAUGACCCACUAAUGAGGAUGGCUUGCUUAAAAAAGGUUACUGGUUGGCUUGUUCAUGCCAACAAGAAGCUUUGACCUGUUGCUAUGGUGUGUUACAUAGCAAUGGGUUGGGGAGACUAGAAUAGCUGUAUAGGUGUUAGAAGUAAGUCCUUUUAAAUUCAAGCUGGUGUAAUCUGAUGUUUGUCUGAACUUUUUUUUACUUCUGUAUAGAAUGUAUUUCUGCCACUUUUUAUUGUUUGUUCUAGAAGAUGAAGGUAGCUUUUAUAACUGUAGUACACGUCAAGGUGCUGUAUUCAAGUGUGUACAUCACAGUAGUCAGUUCACAAGUGAAGGAGCAGUACACAAUAUUUGUGUGGGUUUGUGAACAGGCAGUUGCAGGGACAGGUGGAUGCUAUUUGAAAACUGCUGUUUAUCAGCACCUUCAUGUCUCCUGAGGAAGCUAACAAACACUGGUUACUGAUAAAGAUAGGUGGUGUGUGUUUUUUUUUUUUUUUGAAAUAAUGCUGACUAAUUCCUCUUGAAGCAUUUCCCUUUGAUCUAUUUCAACGAGUUCUAGUCCCAGCUGCCCUUGUUUUUGUAGAAAAGUUUUCUACUGUCUCUUUGGAUAUGAAGGAUUCUGUUUAAAUGAUGUCCUUUUCCUCAGCAAGUGCUAGAGGCCAUUAAUACAGUUUUAGUACACAAUAUGCACUAAUAGCAAUGUUCUCCCUGCCAUCAAUGUGAUUGAUAGUGUAGUUUAAUAAAACGUUAUGGUGCUGAAAUAGAUUUGCCUUACAAACAGUGAGCCUGAGUGAAUUUGUGUGUGUGAGGAACAAGGCUUUUCAUAACAGCCACAGCCCUACUGCUUCUGUACUUGAGCUCCAAGGGACUUCCUCUGGAGACCUAUUUACCUACACAAGGCUCCAAGCUAGAUGGUACAAGCAUUAAUAGUUACCUUUCAUCUUUGAUUUCAUAAAAGUGGGCAGUUGUUGCCAAAGGAUGAUGCAACUUACAGCACUCAAUUCUUGUCUUCCUACAGGACAAACCCUGCAAGUGGUUUAAGUAGAACAAGAUCUGGGAAACAGCACUUGCCAAUACCUCUUGGAGUACAAAGCCCUACAAGGCAUUUCGUAGCAAAGGUCACUUUUUGCAUCAAAGUACUACAUUAGGUACUAUUCUGGCUCUUCUUUCUUACAGCUGAGUUUCAGGCUACUGUUCUGCUGUGUAUGCUCCUGUGUAAGCCAGAAAGUAAAUGCUAGCACAGGAUGGAUUAGCUGAUUUUUUUUUCCCCCUACUAAAAAUAGUAUUUACAGAAUAGUAGGUUUUAGCAUUUGGUGUGUAAAGCUUGACACCAAGGUUGAAUUUCUUACCUGAGGGAAGAGAUGCAUCUAUUUAUGCUAAUAAGAAACUUUGCUGCUUCCAUUCUUUCUUUAAGCAGGAACAUUCUCAUGUUGCACUUGCUCACGCUACUAAUUACAAUGAAUGUUUUACCAUUAGCUUCCUCAGAAAUAGCUAUAUGCCACUGUUUUCCUGGAGUUGAAAUAGCCCCCUCGCUUCCACCUUUAAGAGUAGUGCCUAGGGUAUAAUAGCAGCCUGUACCUGCCAAAGCCCAGAGAUGGAAAAAUCUACUGAUAAGGUAGAUAAGUAUAAUAUAUUACAAGAUCAUACUUGCUUGGUGAGAUUCACAAGCAACCAAGAAGAAAAGUUCUUGUUUUGAGCACUGUUAUACUUACUUAAAAAAAAAAAAGCAGCAGGCAGCUGAGACUCUUCCUCCUCUGAAUACUAGCACUUCCCUUCCACAUGUAAGAGGGCCAGACUUGGUGGUAGGGGAAGACAGAGACAACUGCAAUGACAAACAGGCUUCCUAAUACCCAUUUGACAGUGUUGUAAAUUUGCCAGGCCUUAUCAUCUUAAGGCUUUUCCCUUGUGGGGACACUUUGGGAUUUGUUCCUUUCUAAUACUUCUCCCUGGUAGAAAACCUGCUGCCUAGUUGCACUGAACACACAUUUACCUUCCCCAGGCCUAGAAAAAUGACUAGUGACACUUCAGUUAGAUCUUGCAAUUGAGAGAUCAUCUUUUGUCUUUAUUUUGGUCAGUACUCAGCAUAAGAGCAUGCCUAUACUUUACAGGCAGUGUAUUCCUCUGCAGCCUCCUAGGGUCCAGAUCUAGGACUCUAGGAUUUAAUCAGACAUUAAUGGUAGGUAAAGAACAAAACUUUCCAGUGAUGUAAGAUGUUUAACUAAAUACAAUCUUAAGCUAUUUAAAGCUUGUCAGACAUGUAAGCGUUGCAGGACGGAUAUCUACAAAGAUGCAGACUUGGAGAUAUACAUGGUUUUAGAUAGACCAUAGGCUAAUACAAAAGCAAGCAAGACAGUUAUCCAGGGCCUCAAUCUGAAGUUCGCUUCUGCUUGGAUUCAUGGUCAGCAUCACUUAAAAAAAUGCCAAGUACUUGAAGAUGGUUAUCCCUUUUCAGAAGAGGGCCACCUCUUUGACUUUUGGUCCACAGAUCAGAAGUAUGAAGCACGAAAAGAGACUAAUCAGACUAUCAGACUAAUAGGGUGUUACUUCAAGUUACAGAUCCUUUCAUUCUCUAAGCCAUUGUCAUACCAGGUGAUCUUCUUUUGCAUUUUUAUACUCUAUAUCAGCUUAAGCCCUAAAAGACAUGCCAUUAGGAUGCAUGCUUUCUUUACCUAGGUCCAAGAUAACAAUCAAUUGAACUUGAACAGUUUGUGCAAGUUUAAGAGGAAAUCCAACUCCCUCAUACUGAUGCAUGAGCCUACUCCCAACACCUUAUACUGCAUAAGCAUUUAAUAUUCCUGAGGUAGAUGAAAGGCUACAAAGCUUUCCCAGAGACUACUCCGGUGCAAGACAGUGAGCUCAGUCACUGCUGCCAUAAUCACUCUGGCAUGGUAUGGUUGGUACACACCUGCAGAAAGAAGUGUUCUUCCCAGAUAAGACUGGAGGAAGAAGGGUAUCCAUUGCUAGGGAGUUGGCUCCCUAAUGCCACUGAAAGUUUCCUUCAAAACAGAAAAUGUUCACAGAUGUUCAUUUGGCUUCCAAUAAUUACAACUUGUACUCAGUGCAGCUACUUAUUGGACUAGUUCACCUGUACUGAGCAGCAGGUACGUUGCCAUCACUUGUGUUCUCUUGUAUUCUUUCUACCCCUACAAAUACUCUGGGCAAGCAGGCAACUGUCCCUAGAUUGAUUCAGCAGCCCUCUAUACAAGGCACUUACAGAUGCUAGGAAUUCACGAAGGGGAGAAGUAAAGAUCCCCCCCACGGAAAAUUAAGUCAUGACAGACUAGCACCUGUAUCAAACCUUCAAAAAAAAAAAA
Messenger RNA from Struthio camelus australis, 7777 nucleotides. The record is from RefSeq and is a predicted model, not a curated record. NCBI's taxonomy places the organism in Eukaryota, Metazoa, Chordata, Aves, Struthioniformes, Struthionidae.